CUUCUCCAUACAGGAAACCUGGACAAGCAUGAAGAGCUAGAAAAGCUUGUGGCAAGUUUCUUGGGAGUAGAAGCUGCUAUGGCAUAUGGCAUGGGAUUUGCAACAAAUUCAAUGAACAUUCCUGCUCUUGUUGGCAAAGGUUGCCUGAUUCUGAGUGAUGAACUGAACCAUGCUUCGCUGGUUCUAGGAGCCAGACUCUCGGGAGCAACCAUUCGAAUCUUCAAACACAACAAUAUGCAAAGCCUAGAGAAGCUGUUGAAAGAUGCCAUUGUUUAUGGUCAGCCUCGGACACGAAGGCCCUGGAAGAAAAUUCUAAUCCUUGUGGAGGGAAUAUAUAGCAUGGAGGGAUCUAUUGUUCGCCUUCCUGAAGUGAUUGCCCUUAAGAAGAAAUACAAGGCAUACUUAUAUCUAGAUGAAGCUCACAGCAUUGGGGCUCUGGGCCCUAGAGGUCGAGGUGUGGUAGAUUACUUUGGCCUGGAUCCUGAGGAUGUGGACGUUAUGAUGGGCACAUUCACAAAGAGCUUUGGUGCUUCUGGAGGAUACAUUGGAGGCAAGAAGGAGCUGAUAGACUAUCUGCGGACACAUUCUCACAGUGCUGUGUACGCCACGUCACUGUCGCCACCUGUCGUGGAACAGAUUGUCACCUCUAUGAAGUGCAUCAUGGGGCAGGAUGGCACGACCCUUGGCACAGAGUGUAUCCAGCAGUUAGCUGAAAACACGAAGUAUUUCAGGAGACGUCUGAAAGAGAUGGGCUUCAUCAUCUAUGGGAAUGAAGACUCUCCAGUGGUGCCUUUGAUGCUCUACAUGCCGGCCAAAAUUGGCGCCUUUGGACGGGAGAUGCUGAAGCGGAAUAUUGGUGUAGUUGUGGUGGGAUUUCCUGCUACUCCAAUUAUUGAGUCCAGAGCCCGGUUUUGCCUGUCAGCAGCUCAUACCAAAGAAAUACUUGAUACUGCUUUAAAGGAGAUAGAUGAAGUUGGGGACCUGUUGCAACUCAAGUAUUCCCGUCAUCGGUUGGUGCCUCUACUGGACAGGCCCUUUGACGAGACUACCUAUGAAGAAACAGAAGACUGAGCCUUUUUGGUGCUCCCUUGGAGGAACUCUCCCUCCCCCAGGACAGCGUGUGGCCUUUCUGAGCCAGUUCCAGGAACCAUACUUCUGUGGCCAUCUCACGCGAGAGACGUUUCCUCAACUACUGACGGUGGCCACCUCGUUCUAAAUGGCAUUUUGUAAAUAGUACAAAAACUGCUUCACAUUCUUCCUUUGCUACAUUUCACCUUUAAGAAAAGAGGUGACCUCACUCUACUUUUUUGUCCAUUAAAAAUAUUUUAUUUUAUAACUCUUCUUCUUAUGAAAUCCCGCUGACCCUAGCCUGGCCCUGGCUAACCACACAGGCCAUUACCCUCUCCCCGCUGCCUACAGACUUGGCCCAUCCAAAGCUCCUGCUCGCCCCGGCACUGCAGCCUCGAGACUCACCCAGCCCUCCUCCCCAGGGAGCAAGUGCCUUCCACUUACUCCCAGUCCAGGUCUCAGAGGCCGCCAACCUUGGAAACCUUACUGAACCAGUCAAGUGUUCAACCUAAGUGUUCUCCCUUUUGUCUGAAGUUCAGCUGUUUAAGGAAAACCGUAAACACUAACAUGGCUAAAAACUGCCCCUCGUCGUGCAGCUCGCCCUGGCCAGGAGCCUCCCAAGGUUUGGUCUUGUUCUGGUCACCAGGUGAUUUCUUCUUUCACCAUCAGAUAUUGAUGAUGGUCACUGUCUGAGGGGUAUGUCCAAUUUCUGGGUCCUUCCUAAGCUCUAAACUAACACUCCCACCUGCUAUUUAAAAUGCUUACAUUGUUGAGAAAGCCUCCCCCCCGCCCCCGCCCCGGUCAGCCCUGUGUGGUGAGGCCGCCUGCCGCCUCCCUGUGUGUCCUGUGUGCACAGUGGCCCGGGGGCCGGGGCCGCGGGCACAGAGCUGGCAGAACGUCCGUGCUUGGUUCCUACUGCUUUCUGCCUUUCAGAACUGUCAGCGCCUCUGCCUGGGUCUGGGUCCAGAUUAGGAUUUAAACUGAUAAAAGAAAAUGUUGGUAAAUCCUCUGCUCAGAAAUCAUUUGUCAUGUUCCUGUUUAAGGAUUAAAGUUAACUUACCCUUUUUAGAAGCUGACCCAUUUAAACAUUACUCUUCUGAGUGCUAGUUCUCCUUUACUCUUAAUGUCCUAAGACAAUUCUAAUCUGGCAUCUGGGGUUUAGGGUCUCUUUUUUCUUUUAUUUCCUCACCCUGCCACCCCCACCCCCUGAGAAGUUCUGAACACAUAUCUUCACUAAACUGGGAUCCUCUAUUUUGACUCUUUUCAUACUAGGUAAGGGGACUAGUUUCAGAGAGCUUUAAACUGCUUGACCAAAGAACAAAUCUGAAAACCACCAUGUUAAAGCUCUUCCUUUUUUCUGUUGACCAAAGCUUAAGUGAAGAGAACUUUUGACUUUAUUAUGCCCAAGACCAGCUUGUCUUUUAGUAGCCAUCGAGUAAUAUGGGGGAAGGAUCAGGAACAGAAUGGGAAAACACUGUGUGAAAGUAGCUUUGCACGUCUCUAUUUUUGAAAUCACCCCUUGUAUUGGUAGAAAUUCUCCUGGGCUCCUUGUCAUCAGCCGCGGUGCUUGUGCAGACACAGUGGUGGAGGAUGGGAGCAACAGGAUUGUCGGUGAAGUUUUGUUUUCAUGUCUUAAGUUCUCUUUGGUCACUCUCAGCAUCUGAGAGCCUUCAGCCUUGGAAAUACUCCAAGGUUUUGUUUUACUUUUUUAAAGAAUAGAAAAGGGUGAAUGAAAGAACCAAGUAGAAAUGCAGGGACUGUAUUUAGCAUGGACAAACUGAGGUAAAAAAAGACAUUGUGGUAACUAAGUCACUAGUCCUGUAGAAUAAAAUACAUUGCUAACCUUUACAUCUUGUUCCUCACCAUAGAACCCCACUAGAAUACCAGAUAGCUUUUGCACUGCAGUCAGUUAUCAAAUGGUAUAGGGUUUGCAAAAGUCCCAAACUUCAAGCAAUGAACUUACCUUGCUACUCUUUUUACUUUGGUUUGCAUGAAGUCACUGCAAUUUAAAAUGUCAGUAUGGGCAUUUAAAUACAUUAUAUAUAUAUAUAUGUAAUAUAUAUCACUUUGCUAGUGCAAAGUUAUGUCAGAAUAAAUGUAGUUAAGUUACAAGUUUAUUUUGAAGAGACAAAACUGUGAUCCACCCAGAACCUCUGCCUUCUAGAAGACAAAAUGUUUUACAUGAUAGUUGUCUCUUGGAGACCGUAAUAGAAAUCUAGAGUCCAGUCAUAUCACAGGUAUCAUUAUUUAACCAAGCACUGGGGGAAAUGCAGGCGUAUACGAAUAUAGUCACUGGGAAGGAGUAGACUGAAGCAUUGUUCCGUGCGUGGUUGAACACAGCCUGACUCACGAAUCUGAUGGGAUGCACAUAGGCGUCAGCUAACAGUUACUACCAAAGUUGAUAAUCGGGAGUCAGUCAAUAGAGAUGUGACAAAUCCUUACCACUUCCUCUGAUCCCUCUUUCUAUUUAGCAUUGCCUUUAUCCAUUUCAGGCUUACAAGACCUUUUCCUGCUGAUCACAAUAGAAACCAGGAAAUUUAUAACUAGGAGACAUCAGAAUCACGAAGAAUGGAUCAAGAGGCAGUGGCAGACUCUCCUCCACCUUUAUUUUAAAAGUUUCACCCUAAAAUAUGGCACACACUCUACAGUAAGUAAAUAGUGAAAGUGUGUGUUCAGGGGUGGGGUCCUUGGAGCACUCUAACUUUUUGCUUUGCUCUGGAAAAUUUCUUCCCGUUAAAAAUCAUCCUAGUCUCCCCAACCCCAAAGUCCUGCUUGCUUAUUUGAAGAACUUAGCAGUUUAGUCCUGUAGUUACUAUCUUCAAUUUUCACGACAGGGUGAGGACUUUAGAUGGUCAAAACACGCUUCUUCCUGAAGCAGUCCCGGAGGUGCACAGAACUACCCUAGGCGACGGCUGAGGGCUAUACGCACACAAUGACUCCUGGAACACUAAUCAGAAAACAACGGCUGACAGCUGCGUCUGCUUAACGCCCUUCCAGAAGCCCAGGAAUGGAAUAUUGUGCCAAUGAUUUGUCUCUACAAUCCCUCUGUCCUGCAUUUGGCCUUUCUGUACCUUCCCAUUCUUGAGUUUUAGAAUGUCAACUCCAGAGAAAAACUCGAUGGUGGUGCUGUGCUUAGAGGAUCGCUGGGUCAGAUACCCUGUCCUGGGACACAGCCUUACAUUUCAGGAGGAGUCUGGGGACUUCUUUCUUCCCUACUUGAGGGAGGCUGUAUCUAAGUUUGUUACGGCUAGUCCAGUCUGGCUGAAUUCUGUAGUGUUUAAUAGGCUUUGCUUCAUUUCUGUUAGUGAAAACCAGGAGGAAGAAUGGCUCACAUGGAGAGACUUCCUGGCUUCUCAGGGAAGGGGAAAAAAGCAAUGCUGCCAACCACUACCUCCCUGUUUCUCCCCCCAACCCUGCUCCCUUUCCAAACUGAUGAGGCUCUCUGGCCCCUAGUCCUGGAUUGGGAAGCAGCACAGGACUGCUAGUCAUGCCAUAGGCAGUGAAGAAAAAGAAUUUGGGUAAUUCUUAUUUUGUAAGAAUUUGUAGAUACAACUGACGGGCUCCAGGUUCUCUUGUAUAAAGAACUACUGUGACCUAAUUCCCAGAGUGUCUUUCCUUUCCUGGUGUUCGAGGUAAGCCAAGAUGGGCUUUCAUCUCUUCUGGCUGCAACUCAUGUGGUCAGCAAAGGGGGAAGAGUGUGGGGGCUUUUCCUUCAAUGUCUGUCUUCAUGAAAAUCAGAACUAUUGAGCCUUUCACACAGGUAAACUCAGCAUAGCCCAAGGUGGUCGUCAAGGGGGAGUUAUGAGAAUCAAAUGAUUCUUCUUGGCUUUUGAGCAGCUACUUGCUUAAAUGCAGCCCUAGAACCUAAAGAUCUGCUAUCUGCUUAACAUGGAAGCUCAGUGCCCAGCCAGCAGGCAUCUUAAUCCAUUAAGCCAGUUAAUCAAAAUACCUUCCACAUGGCAAAAAGCAUAUCUUCUUCUCUCCUCAGAUUUAUCCACAGGAAAUGUAGUGUUUAGGCUCCUACCCAAUGCCCAUGUGCCCAGAUAGCCUAAUUAGAAGGCUGGCUUCCUGCCUUAUACAGAAGAAAUGCUAGGAUGAGCCAAUGAUCCUUUUGCUUUUAAUUGUAUGGAAAAUGUUGCCCCUUUUGUCAUUUCCAGUGACUUCUGUUUUCCAAGCACCUUUUGCUAUAGAUUCUUUUUUAGACGGGGGAUCCAAAGGACUUAGCUUGUGGACUUGCUGAAGUUGUUUAUUAUUCUAGUCUUCUUGUGAGUCUGGAGGUAUACCCAGUCCGCCCUUGGGAGUGGCUUGAUGGAGCCGUGGGCAAGGUCUUGUUUACCACAUAGUACACACGAUAGAUGGCCUUGAACUGUGACUCUUUGUGGUAUGAUGAGUUCUAAUAAACUGGCCCUAAAGAAUGCAGUGGUUAUUAAACUGUGGUUAUGUGUUUUUGAUGAAGCAAUACCCAAAGCUCUGUUCCUUUGGAGAAGUAGUGGGGAAGGUGAAUGCAAGGUAAAGACGAGAGCACUACCCUGAUGUGCUCAGUGUCCUUCCUUGUUGCCAUCUCUGUGGGUAAGUGGAUCCCUCCCUGCACCAGCAGCCUUGAGUCCGUUCCGAGUCUGCUUUGCCCCCACAGUUUUCAGGUUUCUUGUGCAAAGCUCCGUGGGUCAGGGCAGGCCUUCUGUGGGGAUGUGGGACGUAUUCCUGACUGGGGUAGGUAGGUCGUGUUACCUCAGUGAUGUUAAACCAAUGGUUGGAAUGAUAAAAAGCAUCCUUGAUGGUCCUUUACAGGAUACUGGUGAGAUCACUGUGUCAGGUCAGCCAGCAUGCCCACACGGUCUUGAUGAUCCCUCUCUGUAUAAAGGUAGCAAACAUUAAGAGAAGGGGGAAAGAGAGUAAGAAUAGAGAAAUCACUUAUGGGGAGCCGAGAUCUUAUUUUGUUGGCCUUUAUUUUUCCAUUGACCAAUUUGCCUGUAAACUGGACUUUGCAAGAGGUGCUGUGAUAAUCCCUCUCCAUUGCUGUGAUGCUUACAUAAUCUGAGAGAGUGAGAGGGGAAAAUAUAAAUAAAAAAUUUUAAAUUCUAGUAAUGUGUUAAAAAUGUCAUGCUUCUCUCUUUCUCUCUUACCCCCGUCUCCUGUUUUUGCCAGAUGAUUUUUUUUUUAACCUUGUUGGAUGACUGUGAAGCUCUAAAUGAUGGGUUGGGUUAGGUGUAUCCGUUUGAGAGUACAUGUUAAGAACCGGAGGGGAACUACUUGAGAUGACGUAAGAGUCAUCCCAUGCAAAUAUAUUGUUUUGCCCAAAUAAACUAUUCAGAAAGCUG
This is a messenger RNA of Leptonychotes weddellii (Weddell seal), 6386 nucleotides long. The record is from RefSeq and is a predicted model, not a curated record. NCBI's taxonomy places the organism in Eukaryota, Metazoa, Chordata, Mammalia, Carnivora, Phocidae.